AUUUAUUUCCUUCGCCGUAUCACAAGGAAUUUAUUGAAGUGGACGUCAAGGUUUCCAGUCCAAAUCGUUGAUUGGCUGCGCUCGGCCGGAAAGACCCCCCCCUACCCCGCCCCCUCCUAGCCUGAUUGGGCGAUAUUGGUGUCACUCCGAUGCGUCGGGACAGUGAUUGGCGGCAAGGCCGGAAGUAAUGUCCGUUUUCUUCCUGAAGUGGAACAGUGGCACGGAGCGGGACAGGAGGAAAGCUCCUCGAGUGGAAGUGUGACAAAAUAAAAAAACAAAACAAAAGAACCUUUGCGCCACUUCCACGCGCGCUCUUCCGGCGCCUGCGUUUUCGGCGUGGAAGGCGAAGUGAAGCGGCCGCCGGAGAUGGAAGCUGUACCGGCCAAGAACAAGGCGCAGGGCCGCCUACUGGUGUCCACGCAGCUGGACGCCAAAGACGAACUGGAGGAGAAACUGGAGCGUUGCGUUGGAGUGGUUCACUCGAUGACCAAUGGCCUUUCAGAGAGAGAAGCCAACGACGCUCUGACUGCCUGUGCGUGUAAAGGCCAGCAGCAGCACGAGGAGGUUUGCCUUGGACUCUUCGCUUUGCUUCUCACCGAGCCAGCUCAGGCCCAGAGGUGUUACAGGGACCUGACUUUGGUGAACAGAGAUGGAAUGAAUGUGGUCCUGGUGAAGAUCAACCAGAUCUUAAUGGAAAAGUUCCUCAAGCUCCAGGACGUCCCCAGAAAGCAGCUGGUGUGGUUGGUGCGAGAGCUGGUGAAAAGUGGUGUGAUGGCAGCUGAUGGCGUUGUCAUGACUUUGCUCAAGCAGAUUGCAGGCGGAGAUGUGUCCACAAAGAACUUGUGGUUGGCUGAGAGCGUCCUGGACAUCCUGCUGGAGCAGAAGGAGUGGCUUUUGAAGAGCGGGAUGCUGAUCGCCAUGUCGGUGUACACGUACCUGCGCCUCAUCGUGGACCACGGCGCCCCCAACCUGCUUCCUCUGCGCCAGAAGGAAGUGGACUUCUGCAUCGGGAUGCUGCGGGAGAAGUUCUUGGAGUGCGUGAUCAUCGGCCGAGAUUUGGUGCGCCUGCUGCAGAACGUGGCCCGGAUCCCCGAAAUGGAUCUUCUGUGGAGAGACCUGCUCCACAACCCUCAGGUCCUCAGUCCGCAGUUCACCGGUGUUUUGCAGCUGCUCACGGCGCGGACGUCCAGAAAGUUCCUGGCGUGUCGUCUGACCCCCGACAUGGAGACCAAGCUCCUGUUCAUGACCUCCAGGGUGCGCUUCGGGCAGCAGAAGCGCUACCAGGACUGGUUCCAGCGGCAGUACUUGUCCAUGGCCGAGAGCCAGUCGCUGCGCUGUGACCUGAUCCGCUACAUCUGCGGCGUGGUCCACCCGUCCAACGAGGUCCUCAGCUCCGACAUCCUGCCGCGCUGGGCCAUCAUCGGCUGGCUGCUCACCACCUGCACGUCGAACGUGGCCGCCUCCAACGCCAAGCUGGCGCUCUUCUACGAUUGGCUCUUCUUCAACCCGGACAAGGACAGCAUCAUGAACAUAGAGCCGGCCAUCUUGGUGAUGCAUCAUUCCAUGAAGCCCCACCCCGCCAUCACGGCCACGCUUCUCGACUUCAUGUGUCGGAUCAUCCCGCACUUCUUCCCUCCGUUGGAAGUUCAGGUCCGUCAGGGCGUCUUCAACUCGCUCACGUUCAUCAUGGAGAAGCGAGUCCUGGCCCACUUGGCGCCGCUGUUUGACAAUCCAAAGUUGGACAGAGAACUUCGCUCCAUGCUCAGGGAAAGAUUUCCAGAGUUUUGCAGUGCCCCCUCGCCGCCCAUGGAAGUGAAAAUGGAGGAGAUGGCGUCCAUGGAGAUGGAAAACAUGAUGGACAAGGAGGAAGGUUGCUACGACAACACAGAAGCAGCCUUCAGUGAUGAUGAGGAGGAGGUCAACAGCAAAGGAAAGAAGCGGGAGUUCAGAUUUCAUCCAAUCAGAGAGGCUGUGGUGGAAGAGCCCGCUGACAUCACACCCUGGCUUGACCAACUGGAGGACACCAUGAAGGACAAGGUCGUCCAGCUGCAGAAGUCAAGUGACACGGAGACGCAGUGUGAAGUCAUGCAGGACAUCGUGGACCUCAUCCUGGAGGAGGAUUUCGACACGGAGCAGAUGUCGGCCUUAGCGUCGUGUCUGGCGGAGAUCUUCAAAGAACAUUUCCGAGGAGACGUCCUCCCCGAAGACAUCACUGACGAAUCGCUGGAGGAGUCGGUGUGCAAGGCGGUGUGUCUGGUCUUCCGCAACCUGGUGACCAUGCAGGAGGACAACAGCGGCUUCGCCGUUCUUCUGGAAAUGCUGGCGGAACUUUACCAGAAGCAGCCCAAGAUCGGUUACCACUUGCUCUACUACCUCAAAGCCAGCAAAGCGGCCAACGGCAAGAUGAUGCUGUACGAGUCGUUCGCGCAGGCCACGGCGCUCGGAGACCUUCACACGUGUCUGAUGAUGGACAUGAAGGCGUGUCAGGAGGACGACGUGCGCUUGCUCUGCUACCUGACGCCCUCCAUCUACUCGGAGUUUCCAGAUGAGACGUUGAGGAGCGGCGAGCUGCUCAACAUGAUCGUGGCCGUCAUCGAUUCCACUCAGGAGCUGAUGUGUCACGUGAUGAUGGGGAACCUGGUCAUGUUCCGCAAAGACUCCGUUCUCAAUAUCCUGAUCCAGUCUCUGGACUGGGAGACGUUUGAGCAGUACAGCACGUGGCAGCUGUUCCUGGCGCACAGCAUCCCUCUGGAGACCAUCAUCCCCAUCUUGCAGCACCUCAAGUAUAAAGAGCACCCCGAGGCCUUGUCCUGCCUUCUGCUGCAGCUGCGGCGAGAAAAGCCCAGCGAGGAGAUGGUGAAGAUGGUCCUGAGCAGGCCCUGCCACAGCGAGGACCAGUUCACCACCAGCCUCCUGCGCCACUGGGCGUCCAAGCACGACGACGCCCUGGCCGAGCACAUCAAAGCGCAACUCAUCAAGAACAACAACCAACCGCGAAAGAGGCAAAGUCUCCGCAGCUCGAGCAGCAAACUGGCUCAGUUGACGCUAGAGCAGAUCCUGGAACAUCUGGACAACCUCCGAUUGAGCCUGAACAACACGAAGAACAGCUUCUUCAGCCAGACGCCCAUCCUUCAGGCCCUCCAGCACGUUCAGGCCAGUUGCGAUGAAGGACACAAGAUGAGGUUCAGCGACUUGUUCGCCUUGGCCGAAGAGUACGAGGACUCGCAGGCCAAACCCGUCAAGUCUCGCCGCAAGGCGGCCGCCACGUCGCCGAGGUCGCGCAAGGGCGCCGCGCCGCCCAGCAACAACAACGAGGAGGAGAGCGCCUCCAGCAGCGCCUCGGAGGAGGAAGACUCCAAACCCAAAGCGCCCAAGAGGAAGAGGAAAUGCUCUUCGGCCGUGGCCUCCGACAGCGACUGAUCCACGUUUGCCCGCCAUGCGCUGUGCCCCGGCUUUUAAUUUUUUUAUUUUAUAUUUUUCUUUGGGGGGGGGGGGAACAACUCUUUGCUGUUGUUUUUAAGCUGCCCCUUCCUUUUGUCUCGCUCCAGUAAAAGCCUUUGUAUGAA
Molecule: messenger RNA, 3566 nt
Organism: Hippocampus comes (tiger tail seahorse)
Lineage: Eukaryota; Metazoa; Chordata; Actinopteri; Syngnathiformes; Syngnathidae
Gene: ints3
Product: integrator complex subunit 3
Exons: 29
Coding region: 367-3420 (1017 amino acids)
Cellular component (GO): cytoplasm
Source: RefSeq, a predicted model, not a curated record